GUCUCUCCUUCCACACAACCACUCAUAAGUGCCGCUCCGAAUCGGACCGUCGACGUUGUUGGUCCGCCCUUGCGGGACCCCAGUCCGCUCGGUGACGGUUCAUUCAGGAGCAACAACAAACUCUUGUCGUCACUCGCAAUUCAUCAAAAAAAUUCUUUCACCAACAGCUUGUUUCUACAUUUAUACAUUACUUUAUACACUUUUAGAAGUUUCUCGCAGACAUACAUAGAAGAUAGACAAGAUGGCCGGUCUUAUGGGAAAAUACGCUGCGUUUUUGACGAGGAGACCUGUGUUGGGAAACAUGAUCUCUUCAGCUGUUCUUUUCGGGACUGGGGACGUUAUCGCCCAGCAGCUCAUUGAGAAGAAAGGAGCCGACCAUGAUUUGCCCCGUACAGCUCGUAUCGUUACCUGGGGUGGUAUUCUCUUUGCUCCAACCGUGAAUUUGUGGUUCAGGACCCUCGAGCGGAUUCCCAUCAGAUCUCGAUGGCCAGCCACCUUCGCACGAGUCGGCCUGGACCAGUUUGGUUUCGCGCCUGUCAUUCUGUCUGGAUUCUUUACCGCAAUGACCUUCAUGGAGGGCAAGGACUUUAACGCCGCCAAGGUCAAGUGGCACGAGUCCUUCUUCCCCACUUUGCAGGCGAACUGGAUGCUUUUCAUCCCCUUCCAGAUACUCAACAUGGGCCUUGUUCCUCUUCAAUACCGACUUCUUGCGGUCAACGCUGUCAAUAUCCCCUGGAAUGCUUUCCUCUCUCUCCAAAAUGCCAAGGGAAGGAAGGCCGAGGAAGACCCUGUUGCUAUCUCCAAGAAGGAGUAAGGGUAGUGAAUCAUAGAUGUUAGAAUGCACCUUAAAGAACGAAGUGCUUUGUACAUAAUGGCGAAAUGGAUAUGUGCAUUGUAAACC
This is a messenger RNA of Cryptococcus deneoformans JEC21, 901 nucleotides long. RefSeq lists its product as hypothetical. The transcript has 8 exons. The record is from RefSeq and is a predicted model, not a curated record. Gene Ontology annotation, cellular component: mitochondrion; membrane; cytoplasm. Bases 242 to 814 code for a protein of 190 amino acids. NCBI's taxonomy places the organism in Eukaryota, Fungi, Basidiomycota, Tremellomycetes, Tremellales, Cryptococcaceae.